CGAACAUGUGGGUUCGUGAGUGUCGAGUCCGUGCAACCUUUGAGCGUGAAUCUUGAAUCAUCAUCGUCCUCAGCAAAAGCCUAUGUGAAGACUUGCUUCUGCCCCUCACCAACACGUCUUGACGCAUCGCCAAGCUCAGACUGUAUACCACAUCGCUGCUCCCCGUACGUCUUGCCCGACUCGAGCGAACUCGUCGGCUGGGACGCAUCCCGCCGCGCGAAAGCGGAUCCAUCGAGGUGAAGUUGGAUGCUAUAAAGAUUGUGUGCCGAAAGCUGUCUGCGCCAUUCUCUUCUUCCGCCCUCCUACGAGGCAGUCCGAUCACACACAAACAUACACACUGUAGUCCUCAAGAUGGUCGGUCGCACACUGGACCCGCCUUCGUCGCAGGCCGCCAAAACAGUAGCCAAAAAGUGCUCCGAUCUGGCUGCGGCGCACGACAGCCACGCAGAGGAGAUCGACGGCCUGCGUGCGACUGCCCUCGAACAGCUUCCGGACGCUAUUGCUGAGGAGCUGCAGCUGGGCGAUGAUGCCAGGGAGGAGGUGCGUCGUUUUCUAAGCGAUCGAGCGACUCUGUUCCGCUUCUUUCGUCGGGCCCGCUUCUCGCAGGAAGGCGCCCUCUCUCUGCUCACAGGAUCGCUUCUUUGGCGGAUACGAACAGACCUGCCAGCGUUGAAUCUGUCUUCGCUGCAUCCCAUCUUCGUCGCCCCUCCUGCAGGAAGGCCGCCGCUGUUCUGGGCCAAUACGCGCUUCAGGGACAGAUACAGGAGACCAUGCGGCGUCAUCAAUCUGCGCUCCCUGGAACGUGCCGACGUGGAUGGUCUGAACGAGGUCCGGGAGUACAUUGUUGCUUGCAUGGAGUGCAUUCGCAGGCAGCUCGCAGAGGACUAUGCGCGCUACAGACAAGAUCGAAAGGGCAAGGGGAACCGCAAUGCGCUGCAAAUCGCCAGAAAUCAGCAGGAAAUUGAUGAUGGACUUGCGGUUCCUGAGGCCUUACCGCCACUUCAAAUGGUCAUCGCCAUCUCCCUCAAAUCGAGUGGCAUUGCAAAUUUGGAGAUGGAGCUGCUGCCCUUCCUGUUGGACCUGCUCAAGAAUCAUUUUCCUGGCAUGGUCGGCGCGAUCUACAUGAUGCACUAUGGCUGGGUGCACAGCGGCAUGUGGGGCCUUGCCAAGCGAGUCCUUCCGAAAGAAGCCCUCGCUCGCAUCUUCUUUCCCAGCAACGCCGAAAUGGCAGCUGAGCAUUUCGAGCCAGACCACCUCUUGACCGAAUGGGGAGGAGAUUGGGAUGUGAAAAUGACGGACGAGACGAACGACAUUAUGAUCAGGCAUGCUCGACCAGCACGUUCGGGCAGGCAGAGUCAGCCUUCCAGCUUGCCGGGUAGCCCCACCGAGAAAGAUCAAAGCGCAAGGCCGACUUUGAGUCGCACUGGCAGCUUCGAAAGCGUGUUGGACGAGUAUCACAGCUUUGCGCCUUCCCCCUGGGCUUCUCGCGUCGCAACGCCCAGAGCUUCAGCGCCUGCCACUCCCCGUGAGGAUUGGAGCCACGAUCACCCCUUUCCCUCCGCCUCGGCUGCUGCUGGAAGUGGUAGUCCGGUGAUCCGCUCUUUGCAGCUCACCCCGGUGGCUGCCCGCAAGCUUCAUCACCUUCAAAUGACUCGGGGCGUCCCUGACGAAGACAGCUCUGCAACACCCAGAGCUCGCAAGCGCGCCACGUCCGACCCACGAAAAGGCGGCCCCGCUGACCAAAGGCAGUCAUCAUCAGCAAGCGCUUCGGGUGCGGCGACGCCGUCACAAUCUGCUACCCGCAGCCCCACUCAUCGCCGGCCACGCGUGCGAUCCACUGCCAGUGUGACCCCUGGUAUGGGCGCAGCGGCAUCGGCAAUGACUGGUCGCAGACGUGACCGCAAUGUCCACUUUCACGCCUCGCCGUCCAUCUCUCCAGCUGUCACGAGGGACCACUCGCCUGUACGUCGCGUGGGCUCCUUGCGCGACUUUCGACUUUCUUUGCCGCAGCAUGUACCCGGCACUGGGGUGGACCCUCUCCAUGCGCGCCGCGGUGGCAGCGGUAGUGAAGGAGAAGACAGCGACCACAGCGCAGCCAGCGGCAAAGUAGGCGAGAAGCUCGGACGCGGUAGGAGACAGACUCCCACCCAGACUCGAAAGGACCCGUCUUCUUCGGCUCUUGGCUUCUUCGCUAGGUGGAGAUCAGGUAGUCGCGGAUCAGCGAGCACGUCGGGAGACCAAGAGAAGGCGUAUAGAGAGUCUCUGCGAGCUCAACAAGCUGCUCAAUCCCAGGUCACCAGUCCUGUGAUCGACGAGACGGAUGCUCGGGAGAUGACCGAAGCGGAGAGGCAUCAAUCCCAAGAGAUUGACACGCCACCGCAAUCAGCCAUCGACGAGGCCUUGCAGAACGAGCCCGGGUCACCUCGAUUGCAAGUGCCUUUCAUCGAAGAGCCGCCGCUGAGCGCAGGUCUGAGUGGACCAGCACGUUACUUGUCGCGGCGUUCUCGAAGAGCCCAAAAUUUGCCAGGUCACGUCUCGCCAUACAAUGCCAGCAACCCGUUCUGGGGCUACCCAGCAUACACUUCCAGCAGUGGGGAUGGCGAAGACUCCCGCUUCAGCUUGCACCAGAUGCACCCGCAGCACAUGCAUGUCCGUCGAAGAAAACGAGACCUUCUGCGGACACUUUCGUACCUCUUCGUCCUUCGACUGCUAUCAAGCCAUCGCUCGAUACGCGCACAAAUCAUCUAUCUAUGGCGAAGCUUUGCGCGAGCUGUCAGUGUUGGAGGAGAUGCGGACGGCGACGGAGGAGACAAGCGAUGGCGGGAAGCCGAGGAUCGCUACAAGCGCCUACGCAGCGCUAGCCGUCACGGCGAAGCGCAACAGCUCGCGAGGCAGGAACGAGCGCGUCUGGAGGCUGAACGGAAACGAUUGCAGGGGCAGCCUCUGGCGAGGUUAGGUAUCCAGCGCCGGUACCUUGUCUUCAUCUUGCUGCUUGCGCUCCUUCGCCAGGAUAUUCGAGCAAGAACGCUCAACGGAGUCAAGGGUACGACGGAAAGCGUCAAAGGCUUCUUGGCUGUGACUGCUGGUCGAGUUGUGCUCGGGCUUCAAGCUGGCGCGCAUGCCGAGCCGGACACGGCAGCGGCUGCAGUGUCCUCUGCUACUUCCCUAACCGGUCUGCACCUUCGCCAGAGACUUGGACUAGGAUCGCAUUCUGAGCAGUCCUAGCGACGUGCAGUGCGGACGAGUGGGAUGGACGCUAGGUCAUGGGUGGAUCAGCGGCUACGCGCAGUCAUCAUGUCUCUAUACUCCUGAUUCCAUUUCGAAUCGCCAUUUGUAUUGCCUAUCAACUUCCACG
Ceraceosorus guamensis is the source of this 3355-nucleotide messenger RNA. RefSeq lists its product as hypothetical. Bases 352 to 3225 code for a protein of 957 amino acids. The record is from RefSeq and is a predicted model, not a curated record. NCBI's taxonomy places the organism in Eukaryota, Fungi, Basidiomycota, Exobasidiomycetes, Ceraceosorales, Ceraceosoraceae. The transcript has 3 exons.